Messenger RNA from Prorocentrum cordatum, 2871 nucleotides. The record is from the annotation of a GenBank genome assembly. NCBI's taxonomy places the organism in Eukaryota, Dinophyceae, Prorocentrales, Prorocentraceae.
AUGUCCCGUGCCGAUUGCGUGUCGAAGUUCACGACGCUCUUCGUGGCGGCGGUCGCGGCAACAGAUCCAAGGGUUUGGCCGAGUUCGAGGUGGACGGGCUUCGACCACAGCGUCGAUUGGAUGGGCGUCUUGGAGUCGUGCCACGGCUUGCUGACCCGCGUCUUCCUCAAGUGGUCGCGCGUGAAGGGGUGGCCGCUGGCACGUUUUUACUUGCACCCCCUUCGGCCUUCGAAGACCUACCAGCUCACGGACAGCAGCACGCUCGAGGACGCGCUGCGCUUGGAGAACCAGCCAGGCGUUGACAUGGCGGGCCAUGCCGCAGGUGGCGGCGCACCAGCGGCCAGCUCGGAGCAGGAGCCCGAGCGCGCCCCCUGCGGCGGCGCCCGCAAGACCAGCGCCGACGAGGAUCGCAAGAAGGAGGACUCGAUCCAUCGGUAUUGGGGCGCCAGGUGGUUGCACCAUGGCAACGCUGGCGCGAAGCUCACGGUGAUCAGGAGGGUCCUGGAGCCGCUGAGAAAGAUCAUGUCCAAGUACUUGGACCACGCUGGCGUCAAGCACGACGGCCGGAUGGAGUACCUCAAGGUCCAGGCUGCGGCGGGGAGGUGCGGUGACUGCACCGACGAGCUGCUCCCAAUGGUCGCCGCGUGCAAGCAGGUGUUCGAAGGCGAGUUCUUCCAGGACCUGAGGGCCCUCAUCCUGACCGAGGGGCCGUGGGACAUCAUCACGCCUGGGCUCAGGACGCGUGACCUUCGCACGUUGGCGUUCGUGAUGCUGGGCGAGAUCGGCUGCCUCUGCCACGAGCUCACCGUCGUUCACUCCAUGCACCCCUUCAAGAUGUUCACGCUGCUGGGCGGGGGCGGGGGGAGCGCGGCCGACAUCGAGAACGACUGCGACGACAUGAAGGACGAGUGGAGCAAGGCGUUGAUCGAGAAGUACGCGAAGACCGAUCAGGGCUUGCUCAACCCAGACCUCAACGCUGAGCUGAUGCACGCAGCCCUCAGCAUCAGGCGUGAGACUUGCAGCAUCGAGUCCAGCCGCGCUGCCAUCCGACGGAGCCUCGCCGCGCUGGGCGUGCAGACCCACCCGAUGCACAUCAGGCGCCUGUCAGCACUGAGGACAUGCCAGCGGUUCCGCACGCGGCGGCAGCGGCUGCGCAGCGGGCCUGGGCGUCACGUGAUCAGGACAACGGUGCAGCAGGCGGCCAGCAAAAAGUUUCCAGCCAGGAGGCGCUACCGCGGCUUCGGAGGCGCUUGGCGGGCCUUCGUUCGACAGCAGACGCUGGGCAGGACGGGCUCCCCCGACUUCGCGGAGCUCGGGCGGGCGUACGCGGCGUUGUCCGCCGAGCAGAAGAGCGUGCUCAUGGAAGUGGGACAGGCCGCUACCACAGCAGCACGUGCUGGCAAUAAGACUCCGUUCGGAGGGAGCUCGCGCUCACUCGAGGCGCGGGCUAGGAAGGCUGACCUUGCGCGUCGAGUUCAGGACCUGUCAGAGAGCAAGCGCGCUGCGUUGCUGAACUCGGCCGGCGGGAUUCAGGGCGACGUCGCAGUGGCCACCUACGACGGCAUCAUCGGCAUCGCCUCGUCGAACCCCAAGCACCUCACGGAGAUGGCAGACUGUCGGCAGCUUGAGCGCGCUGAGCGGGCUUGGCGCGCCUCCGACAAGGCCUUGAUCAACGACGUCGUGUCGAAGUGGUGCUCGGAGGAUGGCGCGGCGGCGAGGGAGAAGUGCUUGUCCCACGAGUCGGAGAUCAAGGCGAGACUCAACGAGUUCCUCCCCGUUGUUCCUCCGCGCCAGGGUUUCCAGCUCUUCGAAUGGGAGCCCGUGGGCGUCUUAGAGCGGGUUGCCAGAGGGCUUUCGGUGCAUCGAUCCAUCAUCCCCGACAUCUUCGCCGCCCUGGCAAAGUACUGGGACGACAUUCACGACACGAUCGACCACCAGCCGCGCCCUGAGUGGGACGAGAACGAUUGCAGUGGCAGUGGCAUCUCAGCUUGUACGUUUGCAAGCAUGUGCGUGUGCAAGGGCGCUGGGCUAGAGGUCCAGAAGUUCGUGGAUCACUUCGAUGCUGCUGUGAAGCUGGCGUGCCCAGUCGGGCGCAUCAGAACAGAGAGCUUGGCCCACGGCUACAUCUGUGUGUACGUCUUCGCGCAGCGCCAGCCUACUGACGACGAUGAGGACAUCGAUGUCGCCACGAACGGCCUUGUCGAGCGGCUGCCAAUCGUCGACGACAUGUGGCUGCACAUCGGCAGCCACAGCUUAUCGCCAUGGCGGUCGUGCUUUCAGACCUUGCGCGGCCCGACGGGUCCGAUGCAUCCGAGCAUCGGGGUGAGCAUCCAUCGAUUAGAGGCCACUGUACAGUUCGCGACGCCGUGGCAGGCGUUCAAAGACUUCGACAGGGAUCUUCGGUGGUCUGUGUGCGUGUACCACAUGGACGUGAGGGUCAGCCCGAUCGGCACGUUCGUGCCGAACUGCGUCGAUGUGCACUUGCUGGAAGAUGACGAACAGCCAGGCGUCCCGACGUGCAGGGUCAUCUGGAAGCCGCCGUGGGCGAAGUGGAGGAAAAAGCAGAUCAAGCACCCUAAGAAGGACGCAGACGUGAAGUCUGGGUGGCACUCCAUCGAGCCGAUCGAGAACGUCAAGCAGGACUGCGACGAGGACCACAAGUCAGACGAGGACGAUGGCGACGAACAGCCUGACCAUGGACGCGAACUCCCUGGAGGCGACGCCGUUGCUGGUAGCGUUGAUGAUGCAGGUGGCGGCAGCGCAAGCGGCAUGGACGCCGAGGACGGUGACGUGGUCGACGUUCACGGUGAGCCACUUGUCGCGAAGUUCGAUGGCAGUGGCGUGGAACCAGCUGGCGAAGCGCCUUCAUCC